GUGCAGAUGGGGCAGAGCGGUGCCGGUGUCCGGACUGUUACACCGGAACAACACAGUUGCUCUACAGAUGUCUGGACAUUUCACAUCCGGGCUUUUAUCUGAGCACAGACUCUUUAUUUUACUGCGUGUUGUAUUAUAAGUGCGUGGACGGUUCCGUGGAUCUGUGUAUGAGCGCUAGCGUGUUAGCUCUCCAGCACGUUAGCUUUAAAUGCGCGGUUAGAGCAGAGCAGUCACACCCAGUCCUUCAGCAUGCAGCGCCGCUAAACACCGGCUACCGGAGCGGGACUUUAUUCCCAACACAACCUUAUUACUGAGGAGAGGCUGUUAUUGUAUUACGAGUGUCAGAAAAAGUUUUUAGUUUCUCCAGAAGAAGCGAUGAAAGCCCGGGGUCAGGACACAGUGCAGGGAGACAGAUAACACGAGCUAGUGUUCUAGCUAGCGCGCUAAGUGUCCGGUGUGUGUGUCAGAGUGUAAAGGCCGGUCAGGACACCGUUAGUCUCAGUAAGUGUGUGUGUUCUAGCAGGCAGUUAUGAGCAACCCUACACUUAUGUACACUUUUGUUUUGAGAGAUGACAACAGCAGCGUUUAUGCUGAAGUCUCCAAAAUCCUCAUCGCCACUGGAAAAUGGAAACGACUGAAGAAGGACAAUCCGAGAUUUAACUUGAUGCUUGGAGAGAGGAACCGCCUUCCCUUUGGGCGCCUAGGCCAUGAACCAGGACUGAUGCAACUCGUCAACUAUUACAGAGGAGCAGACAAGCUGUGUCGCAAAGCAUCUUUGGUUAAAUUAAUAAAGACUAGUUCAGAGCUGAAAGACUCCUGCCACUGGUUCCCUGAGUCCUACAUCAUUUAUCCAACUAACCUCAACACUCCAGUGGCUCCUGCCACCAAUGGCAUCAGCCACUUGAAGAACAACCCAAAGACGGAUGAGCGCGAGGUCUUUCUUGCCUCACAUAACACUAAAAGAGACAAUGGCGAGGGAACGGUGUGGAUUGCUAAAUCUUCUGCUGGAGCCAAAGGGGCUGGAAUCUUGAUAUCUCAGGAUGCAAACCAGUUGCUUGAGUUCAUUGAUAAUCAAGGACAAGUUCAUGUCAUUCAGAAGUAUCUGGAACAACCACUGCUGUUGGAACCCGGCCAUCGCAAAUUUGAUAUAAGGAGCUGGGUGCUUGUAGACCAUCAGUACAACAUUUACUUGUACCGUGAGGGCGUGCUGAGGACGUCCUCAGAGCCGUACAACAGCUCAGACCUUCAGGACAUGACCAGCCAUCUGACCAACCACUGCGUCCAGAAGGAGCACUCGCAGAACUACGGCCGCUACGAGGAGGGCAAUGAGAUGUUUUUCGACGAGUUCAGACACUACUUGCUGAACGUUCACAACGUUUCAAUGGAGACGUCCAUCUUACCUCAGAUCAAGCAGAUAAUAAGGAGCUGCCUCAUGUGCAUUGAACCAGCGAUCAGCACUAAGCACCUGCCCUACCAGAGCUUCCAGCUCUUUGGUUUUGACUUUAUGCUGGACGAUAGCUUUAAAGUGUGGCUGAUUGAGAUCAACGGAGCACCUGCUUGUGCGCAGAAACUCUACCCGGAGCUCUGUCAAGGCAUUGUGGACGUAGCCAUUUCCACCGUCUUCUCACUAAAUGCAGACUUCCUGUCCUCCUCCCCACCAUUCUCCACAUCUCCUUCUCUCACCUCAAACUCUUGCUCUUCACCCAAACUCAAAGCACCACAACACUUUGGCCCAUUCAUUAAACUGUAAGCAUGAUACUGCUUUCCUGAGGAAUCCCUCCCUGCUACUGUUCAUGCAGCUAAAACAGCCCACCUAUAUCCUUUUCUUUUUGUCAUGUAAAAAAAAAAAAGGCGUAAACCAGGAAAGUUUGAGUGGCAUCGACACAUGUUUAACAUGUGUUUCUCCUCAAAAUUCUGGUGUGAUUUGAGCUUUUUGUGAGGUAGAGGUGGGCUGAUACGCCUGACUGGAUGAUUAUAGCAUUUUCAGUUCUCUCCAAUCUCAAGAACAUGCUGGAAGAGAAAAGUCUUAGCAGUUACAAUAAGAUUUCACUGGGCACCUUGAUAUACAGUAGAAGGUUUAUGAGAUAUAAUUCCUACAACUUUAGUGCCUUACAUUUCCAUAGACGCAUUACCCAUAAAACCCAAAGCAGGAUGCAAUGUACACAUUUUGAAAGCUAAGUCCUUAAUCAAUUCUACAUUUUGUACUUAAAGAGAGUUAGAUUUAGCCUUGGGUGAGGUUCUACAGUAUUAUUAAGUAGCUGUACAUCGCAUUAGAAAUGUCAUCACUCCCAGUACAUGCUGUAGUCUUUUGGUACAUUAGUCUCUUUAUAGGUUCCGAAUAAUUUAUUCAUGGUGACAAGGCAUGUCCGCAAAGCGUUGGUGUUUUGUGAGUUUAGUUUCCGUGUUUUUGUGUGCGUGUAUUUGUGUAUAAAGCUGUACAUCUUAGAUAUAUUUUAUCUAUUGUCAAGCAUGAUCAGAGACCGCAUUAAUAAUUCCUGUACAGCCACCCACUGUACAUUCUGUUGUCUGUUUCAGCACCAUACUAGAUUUCUCUAUACAGAAAUUCUGAACUGAAUUCUUUUGGAAAAAACAUAAAACAGUCCACCACAGCGGGCGACUAAUUACCACAGUUUUUGUAUUUUUCAAAAUGUAAACAAUCAUAUAUACUUUAAAAUUCUAUCUACAUUUUAUAUAUAUAUAUAUAUAUAUAUAUGUAUGUAUAUAUAUUAUGUAUGUAUGGCUAUAGACCCCCUCCCCCAUCACUUCUUUGUUGCCUAAAACAGAAUAAUUUGUAUGCAGAUGUGUUGCAUGCUCAACAAAAAAAAAUGCAUGUAAAAUGCUAUAUUUUAUAUGAAAUGCAUAUCUAGGAACAAUUCUACAGUCUUAACAUUUUAAGGCCUGUUCCUAAUUAAAUAUUCAUGGUUGGGUUAAAUGUAUUAAAUCCCCCGGUACACUUUGACAAAACAUUACUUGUGUAUGUUGGAUGCUUCUUGGGUUUUUGUUUACAAUGAAUGGCUGUUCCUGAUUCAGCGGUGUUUUGUGUAAUCCUCACUGAAGCUUAACACAUGGUUUAGUUGUAGCAGGAUGACAGAUGAGAGUCUUUUAUUUCAUGAGAAGGGCUCAAUGAAAUGCCCAUGAUGUGACCCUGGACAUGUGGCAGCAGGAAGCUAAUGAAGGAUCUAUGAAGGUGAAACAAAAUUUUGUGUUUUGUGUAAUAAAAAUCAUUAAAGAAGUAAGCCUCAUAUACAUUACUUCCUACAGUGAUAAGUGUCAGAUCACUACAUUCACAUGUAAAUACUUUACAACAGUAUUCUUUUCAAGUCAUUAGUUUACGUUUAUUUUAUUCCCUUAUUUAGCUGAAAGAGAAAGGGUGCCUUAUUAAAUAAAAUCAUUAGAUGUCUGACAAGACAAUACACUGAAAGUGUUGCUUUAUUGUCAAUUUUAUUAUAUUGAUAUUUAUUUCAAUGUUUACUUUGUGGACUAGACACUUUUCAACACCUUCAUUUUGAUUGUUGAUAUAUAAACAAGUAAGAAAUAAUAAUGACCUUGAUGCCCACCUCAAGCUGGGCUAAAGUAUUUCAACAUUUUAUCAGUUCUAACCAAAGGGUAUUGAGAUGUUUUCAUAUAUUUACUGUUCUGUAAAGAUCUCUAGUAUUUUGUUGAAUGUUCAGGUAUUUUUAAGCCUACAAUGGGAAAAAUCCACCCAUUGUCAUUGUGAUAUUUUAUUAGUAAUUUACAAUAUUUUCAUUAGUCUGAGCUGUGUACAUCUGUCUGCGUUGUAUCCUGUUCCUCUUAGCAAUGAAAAGGUUUUGUUCUUAACGUGAAAUUCACAUUAAAGCUGUAAACUCUAAAGCCACACAAGCCCUGAUUUGUGCUCAGCAUGUAAACUUACCUGUCACUAGAAAAGGUCAUCUGCUCUUCUACUUUCAGCUCUAAAUGUUUCCUACAGUUAGAGUCAAAUGAAGUGUAUGUAUUUAAGUCAAUAGCAACAUCAUACUGUGUUUGAUUUUUCCCAGUUUAUUUUUUUGUGCACGGUGCAUACUGUAAUAUUUGUGCUCAUAUCAAAUAAAAUCAGUUUUGUGUUUUUAA
Molecule: messenger RNA, 4089 nt
Organism: Silurus meridionalis
Lineage: Eukaryota; Metazoa; Chordata; Actinopteri; Siluriformes; Siluridae
Gene: ttl
Product: tubulin tyrosine ligase
Exons: 7
Coding region: 530-1750 (406 amino acids)
Biological process (GO): protein modification process
Source: RefSeq, a predicted model, not a curated record